Exaiptasia diaphana is the source of this 1551-nucleotide messenger RNA. Its product is annotated as axin interactor, dorsalization-associated protein. Gene Ontology annotation, molecular function: phosphatidylinositol binding. Gene Ontology annotation, cellular component: membrane. NCBI's taxonomy places the organism in Eukaryota, Metazoa, Cnidaria, Anthozoa, Actiniaria, Aiptasiidae. The transcript is spliced from 11 exons. The coding region runs from base 284 to 1162 and encodes 292 amino acids. The record is from RefSeq and is a predicted model, not a curated record.
ACCUUGGCCAUAACCAACCACUCUGUCCGCCUGUGAAGACAUGUUUAGUUUGUGUUGUUUCACGUCAUUUUGCAGCAUAAAGAUAACAGACCUACCCUCAGAUGUCCUCCAAAAGCACUUCAAACACAACCAAUCAAAAGCURGUUGGUAAUAAAUCUUUCAUGAGUCCACAGUAUGCUGCCAGCGGAUACCCCCUCAUAGCGUAAAGUUCUCGAGUUUCUUCAUUAUUACGGUAUUGUAGUGGAAGUGUGUCGCUCUGUUGCUUUUCAUUUCUCGACUAUCGAUGACGGAAAAGUCCAGAACCGUCAAUCGGUGGUAUGCAGCAUACAGCAAAGGAACAGAUUUCGACUCGUGGGGUCAGCUGGUCGAGGCUGCAGACCAGUAUUCAAAGCUCUCUAAAGAACUCAAAAAAGCUACUGUGAUCGAGAAUCAGAUGUUUCAGCAUGACCAAAAGAAGCUCCUGCUGAAAAUUUCUGUCUGUCUUGAGCUGAGAGCUAACACUUUGCUAUCAACACAGGAGUUUGUAAAAGACCAAAUUUCAUAUGACGAUAUAAAAAAAGUUGGGGAAGUUCUUAAAAACCUUAUGGUGGGUUGGAAUGAGCCAUUUCCAGUAAGAGUUGAACUUCCUUCUAGAGUGGGAACUACAGAAAAUGAACCAAAAUCAAUCAAUAAUGAAGAAUUUGUCUUAGCUGGAGAGGGAGGUACUCUGUUACCAAGGAUACCAUAUGAACAGGGAUUUCACCGGCUGACUAUUAGAAUAGAUAAAAUAGGCCUCAAAGAUGCAGCAUCGCAUAUCAAUAGUUUUUUUAGUGUGCAUGUAAAAGAUAAUGAUUGUGUAAGUGUAGCCAUGUCACAAGAUACACCUGUGUCAAACACUAAAGAUGGUAACUACAUCAUCUUUGGCAUUGAAGURGAAAUACAGAAACAUAUAGAAAAGCUUCCAAAAGGAACAGCAAUAUUUUUCGAAUUGAAGCAUUAUAAGCCAAAGAAAAACAUGGUGAGCACGAAAUGCUUUGGUUUCAUGGARCAAGACGAGCUACGGAGCGGAGAGGCAUGUAUAGAACUAUAUCGGAAACCAACUGAUUAUCGUCGUAAGAAGCUCAACCUUUUAACAUCAAAGCCUCUUUAUCUCUACCUUACGCUUACAGUGCAUGACGAUUGAAUUUUCACAUAUUAUCGCGAGAAGGAACUAUCUAUUGGAAUUGGACUUCAACACUGAGGAACUCUGKGAGAAAUGCCAUAUAAUUAUAUAAAUUGGCAGAUGUUUGUUCAUCUCAUGGAAUCCCGUUGAAAUAAAUGGGAAAACUAUAUAGGAUGUUACCCUAAUGACCUCGAUUCGAAAGUGGCUCCAGUUUGUACCGUUAGAACACAAAACACGCCUUUCCAUACGGUCACAGUCUAAUAUGGACUUGAAAGCAUGUCAUGAAUAUCAUGGAUUAGUCCGAGCUAUUUUAAUUUGAAAGGAACUAAAAAGUUCUAAACGUUCUGUGAAUUUUUUAAAAUGUUUAUUACAUAAAUGUAUUAAAAAAAAACAAUUGAUAUAGUAAUCGA